This is a messenger RNA of Zasmidium cellare ATCC 36951, 861 nucleotides long. RefSeq lists its product as uncharacterized. The record is from RefSeq and is a predicted model, not a curated record. The transcript has a single exon. Lineage: Eukaryota; Fungi; Ascomycota; Dothideomycetes; Mycosphaerellales; Mycosphaerellaceae. Bases 1 to 861 code for a protein of 286 amino acids.
AUGAAGAGGCAGGUGCCCUUGGCGCAUUUACUCUACAACCACCUCUACCCGCACCCGACUCCCAACGACCCACCUUCGUUCUCCGCUCACUUGGCCCGCAAUUUGGUCCCUGAAGUUCGCAUUGAAGUAGCGACCUUCUAUGGCGAUCUGAACAGCGCCGAAGCCCGCUAUCCUGGCCUAAACUACUGCCACCCUCCCCACCGCAUGCGUCUGGGUCGCUUCAAACAUCACAAGCGACUGUUCGAUGCCUUCGACGACCUAGGCUUGACCUACAACGAGAUCCAGGACUUCUGCUGCUGGGAGGGCACCAAGUGGGCACGUGAGCGCUAUGAGAAAGACGAGGGAGUGAAAGUGGUGGACACGACCGGCGAUGAGAUUGGACCUUUCGUUGAUCGCAGAGAAUUGAGAGCAGGAGAGGAGACCAGACGACAGAGCAUCACGAGAAAGACGGACAUCUCAGUCAUAGUAGAGGAGGCAGAGUCAAGCACGAGUCGUCAACCACCCAUUCGUGAGGAUGACGAGGAGAUGAUUGAUGCAGAUUCAGAGGACGAGCACCCGGCCGACGCAGACACAGAGACCGAGCAAGAACCGCCUGAAGAAGCUGCGGCUCGCGAACUGCACAUCGCCCAACUCGAACAACGCCGCGACAUGGCCAUCACACAGCGCAUCAACCAGCGUAUCAUCACGGCGUGGGAGCAAGGUCAAAGUCUACCGCCUGAGAUUGAGCAAUACCUCAAAGAACAGAGCGAGCGCAGCGACUCCGACCUGGGCCGUAUGAUGGCACAACGACGCUCGCAGAGAUACGCACCCGCGGGUAAUGCAGCCGUGGUCGCAGCGCAAACAUCUCGAGCGGCAGCUUAA